Messenger RNA from Stegostoma tigrinum, 3204 nucleotides. RefSeq lists its product as uncharacterized. The coding region runs from base 612 to 1766 and encodes 384 amino acids. The record is from RefSeq and is a predicted model, not a curated record. Lineage: Eukaryota; Metazoa; Chordata; Chondrichthyes; Orectolobiformes; Stegostomatidae. The transcript has 9 exons.
UGCUGCUCUACAGUCUGCUGUACCAGCCUCCAGUAUAUAUUCUUAACGCCAACAGUAUAUAAUGAAAAUAGUAAUGUGUUUUUCUCAAGUUGAGCCUGAUGCCUCUCAGGCAAUCAUAUAUUUUGAUGCAAUAUAACUAGUUAUUAAGUAAGUGUAAUAAGUGUUUACUGUGUAAUCAAGAUAGAGCCUAUCUUCUGAGGUAUUAUAUGGGCAUCCUUUGCAUCAGUAACUUGACUAAUGCCAGCAAGGAUUGGUGUGACUCUUCCCAAGAUAUCCCAUGUGGUUCUGGCCAAAAGAAUCAAAUUAUGAUAUGCUGGCAUACAAUAUUGGAAUUCAUAAGAAAUUACUUCUUACAUUGUCAUAUUUAGAAAUAAAAAUGAAUUAGUUCUGUUUUAUUUAAUUAGCAAUGAUUAGUGCUGGCAAUAAUAUGUUUUGAUGCAGUGCAUGAUAGUGUUAACAAGUAGUUAAAAUAUCUGCAAGUACUCCUCCCAAUUUUUAGGCACUAAUGAUCAGUUUUUCAAUUACUUUUUAAAUUCUUGAACCUUCUGAGACCAAUGGAGCUGGAAUUGUUUCCUAGGAUGGAGAAGGUUAGUUGAUCAGAAUACCACAUAAUGGUUCCUACUCCCAGAACACACAAAGUUCAUGAAGUAGAUGGCACUCCAUGCAAUGGGUGCAAGAACCUCCAAAGAGGAGUAAAAAUACAAUCUCAGCAACUCUUUGCAAACAGAUUGGAAAGCAUGGAGACUCCUAAUCUGAAAGGCAAGACUGCUUUUAUUCCACGGCAGCGAUUGGUGACUCCCCUGAUUUCGAACACAUUGAAUCAUCUAAUCUCUAGUGUUGAAAACAGCCAAAGAAAGUCAGAGAAACCAGUCAGUCCAAAUCUUGAGAUGCUUAGAAUGACACCAGGUCUUCAACAGAAACAAAAAAUUUUACAAGAAAAGCAUCUGAAGGCAAAAUCCUCAUUGGACAAGAUUCCUGUAGGAGGCGGAGUCAGCCUAUGGCCAGACAUGGAUGAUAUGCGACUUACUAAAAGAGAAGUAGUUGUUCUCGCUAUAUCAUCUUUGCUCCUAAUUUUUGCUGUCAUCAUCCUGUUUGAAUAUUUGCAUGGGCCAUUACAAUUACAUUUAAAUUACUAUAGUGGGAGAGUCAGGACAUUCCAUGGGUAUCACCGUAUUGCAAGGAGCUCAGAAGUAGCACUGAACCAAUCACUCAUAAGGUGGCACAAGGAUUUCUGGAAGCUACUGGAUAACAUUCAACAACAGUUUGAAGUGCCCUCUCAUUGUGUGCAUGUGACCUUCAUCCUGUAUGUCACGUGUUACAUUGCUGGAAUAACAGUGCUGCUUUACUACUUAGUGGAUAACAUGAUUCAGAAAAGUAGACUCACUCCAAAGAGAAUAAAGAUCUGGUUGACUCUGCUGGUGGUUACUGCAUCCUGGACGUUUCUUAUGAUAAAGCUGCUGGUUGCUGCACACCAUCUGGAACGUGCAAUUGAGGGAACAGUGUACACAUUGUUAGAAGAACUGGCUGAUUUAGCAAUAACUGGUCAUGAUCUUCGCUGCUACCAUGACAUUGUUACCUACUGGCGAUUUCGAUGCCUUCCUCCAACAACCCGUGGAAUACUGAAUAUCUUCGGAAUAAUUAAAGUUCACGAUAUUUCCUUUUACUUUCACUACUAUAGCCUGCCAGUAAUUACCGCAUUGUGCACACCAGUUAUUAAACUAUUACUUGCAUUGAAGACCAUCUAUAGCAGGCCACGUGUCUGCUAAACAGAUUGUUGCAAUUUUAACUUUCUUCCAAAUCAGAUGAUUCAUCUAUACAAAGAUUCAAAGUUCAUGCCAUGUCACUUUUUAAGAAUAUAUGUAAUUGUUUUAGGAUUUUUAUGUUUGAUUUAUUGGGUAUUUGGCCAAUCAAUAUUUAUUAUAAUAUUGGUGUUAAAAUGUUACUAAUUCUAGAACAGAAAUUUCAUACCACUUACACUCUAGCUAGUCUAUAUAACUGCUUAUUUAAAAGUAAUGUGACCUUUUCAUUCCAGACAAGCAUUUUUAUAUGUAUAUUGCUGAAAACCGAUGUGUAGCUGAAACUUUUCACUGAGUAACCGAGUGGAAGGUAAAAAUCUUUGCCAACUUGUAUCCCUUUUCAGCAAUACUGAAGUUCUGUAUUCCCAAGCAAUUUUGACUUGUAUUUACAGCAUAUUUGUUCAAAAGAUUUUGUGAAUGCUGAUUCAAGAGGGUUUUGACUUUGGAAGGAUUUUAACUAUAAAUAUAUAAUCAUGUAUUGCAAAUUACACAGAGCAGAAUAGACAAUAGUCACUCAGCCAUUUGAACCUGCUCCACCAUUCAGUUAAAUGACGGCUGAUCUGUACUCUUAUCUCAAUUUUGUUCCAUUAUAAAUUAUUGUUUGCCAACUUGACAUGUAAAACACAAAGCAGUUUGAUAAUACAAUGAAUAAUACUUCUUGUUCAGAAAUUCAAGGUGAUCAUGCUUAAGAUAAAUGAAUUUGUGCUGCUAGCAUCAUCUUGCUGUAGGGGAGUUUGCAUAUUCCAGAAAAAUGUUAUAUAUUUUUCUUUCCUUGAACUGUGACAGAAAUUUUCACCUGACUGCCCAUGAAAUGUGAUGAAGCGGAAGCACAUUUUCUUUUAUAAAAUGUAAUAUUUAGCAAACUUCAAGCAUUCGUGCUCUGGUUAGGAGCAAGAAUGCAUUGUUUUUAGUUCAUUUUGGUGAUGUACUUAUAAAUGUGCCAUGGAAUUUUAAAGGUGAUACUUUAAAUGACAACAGACAGGCAAUAUGCACUAGUAGUACUGUUUUUUUUACAUUAUACAUGAGCACCUAAGCCAUACAGACCAGGAAGGGCAAACGUUCCAAUUCCUGACUGAUCAGUUAACUGAACUUCACUACAAUUAGGCUCAGGAACUUUUGGUGGAGGAGCUGACAAAUCAGUCAUGGUUUCCAGUCGAGAUCGCUAAUGAUUCUCAAAUGUGUAUGUGUGAACAUUUAGUGUAGAAAAGAUUGAUGCAUUUGUAACAUUUGUCAUAGUUGAAUGUGAACAUGAACGUGACCAUGGCACAUGUGGCAGGUUAGCUUUUGAAUGACAGAACCUGAAGACUGGGAGUCUUCAUAGCAGUUUAUAAUAAGACUGUCAUGAGAACCCUGAAUGUUUUGUUUCUGUGAUACACAAGUGUAAAAUUGUGAUGGUAAAUGUGAAAAA